Messenger RNA from Paramecium primaurelia, 1007 nucleotides. The record is from the annotation of a GenBank genome assembly. Lineage: Eukaryota; Ciliophora; Oligohymenophorea; Peniculida; Parameciidae.
CAAGAAUGGAUUAUCGCCGAAAACCACAAUCCUAUCAUCGUUAGAGAACUGGGAUUCUGAUAACGAAUAAAUAACACACCAGAAAGAAGUCGCCAAAAAAGACAUACUCUAAGGCCAUUCAUCCCUUAAAUUUACAUACAAGGGCAAUGUCUUAAAAAAACUUAGAUCAUAUGUCUUCAGAUAGGUAAUGCUUAGACAUAUGGGUAGUUCAGAGUCUUCAAGAGCAACUAUGAUUGAAGACAAUAAGAGUUGUUGCUGCUUCGAUUGCAGUAAGCCUAAUAAGAAAAUGAAAAAUCUCUAAAAAAAAUUCGGUUUAUUUCGAACAUAAAUGUCAGUAGUAAGAUCACAGAGAUUGCACUUAAGAUUUUAAAAUGCAGUCUAUUGCAUUCUCUAUUUGAUUUAUAAGAGAAGAAAACAAAAAUUGUUAGACAAAUAGAAAAAGAUGUUCAGAUAUAAAACAAAAGUAUUCUUAGAUGGAUCUCCCCUUUUAACUCCACAAUAAUAAUAACAUUAACUAAAUUUUCAUGAUGAGAAACAUCAAAUGAAUAUGCAUUCUCAAUCUAUAUAAGCCAAAAUUAUUGAUUAAAGACACAAAUAAAGAUAAUCAGUAAGAAUAUAUUUGCAAUAAAAAUUACAUGAUAAAGGUAUUCUUAAUAAUUAUCAAAUUAGAUUCGUAAAUAACAUUGCCAAAGAUCUAGAAGAUUAAUUAGAGUUCAUAUACUAAUAUUCAACCCUUAAGAUUCUCAAAAGGAGAUGAGUAGAAGUCCCCAAGAUGUUCAACAUAUUUAAAAAUAUCUCAUUAAACAGAAAAUAGUCCUUGUGCCAUCUAACAUUCUCCUUAUUUAAAUCAUUUAACUUCCAGAAAUCCUAUUGAUACAAUUAUUUAAUCAUCUUUCAGCAAAACACCAAGAACAAUAACUAAAAACUUUUCAACUGAAUUACUUACUUAAAAACAAUAAUUUCAUUAAAGAAAGAAUACAGCUGCUACAUUAAAAGGAUUAGUUUGA